AUGGCGAAUCUAGCCGAUGUGUUCACUGAGUCGGAAAGAACUAACUGGCUGAAGGCAUGGUUGGCAAUUAAUAUUGCAAAGUCUGGCCCAGAGCAGUUCGCGGAGAACGAGGCUAGAACUCUACAAGGCAAUAUAUACAACGCAAUUUUGACAAGUGGCGCAGUCGCGUGUACUGGCUGUCAAACAGCAAACUUGCUGAAAUGCCCUUCGUCAGGGAUAUGCAAAAAACGUGGAGCGCAAGGGCUAUGCACAUCUAUGCAUGACACCGCGUCCAAAACACCUGCUAAUGUUUGCAUUAAAGUCCUUAACGAAAUUGCAAAGCAACAUAAAUAUCACAAUCCUUCGUGGAAAAUUACAGUAGCGAUCCACUGGGCAUCAAAUCCAUGGGAAAUUGCCAAGGCUUAUUUUCCUCCAGACGGUUACGCGGAAAAGGCGUCGGCUCAAGAUACUGACUUCAACGGCAUCAUCAGUUUUUUGAUGAACUGUAAACACUUCGAUAACAAGUUUUCGUUCCCCAUAGCUCCAGGAAAAACACAUCCACCAUGCCUUUUAACAAAGGCGCGAGACAUAGGAAGAACUGUACGUCAUUCGUCUACGUGCAAAGUCACAGACACAGAUCUUCAGGGCAUGUUCAUAACACUGACUAGCCUGUUGACUGACCAAAUAUGUCUAGCAAACGACGUUGCUGCGCAGGAGGCUGUUAGGAAGCUAGCAAAGCUACAAACCGACGUUCUGAAGCUAACAACGGAGGAAAUUAUUAAUUUGUUAGAAUCUGCACGAAAUAAACUAAAGAAAGUAGACCAUAUAACUGAAAAUAUAACUAAAGCUAUGGAUGAGAUGCGUAUAUACAUUGAAAACUGUAGAAAAGAUCUCAAUGCACACACAGACAAAUGUAAGAUGGAACUUGAUGAACACAUCAGCAAAUGUAAAAAACAACUGGAUGGACAUCGUCAAAUGUCUGCAGAAACAGACUACGAUGAAUCUUGUAAAGAUUUUCGCAGACGGUUGAUGGCACAUUACGAUGACACUUCUAGCAAUAUUCCUCUUUCGAACUUGGAUCAGAGUCUUGAUAAGCGUAUAGAAGAUAUAUACGCAACGCCGAAUAUACACCGAAUUCAAAUUCAAAAAGAUGGAAAACGCAUUAAACAGGAGCAAGUACUGACAUACACAGAUAUAUUUUACACAGAUGGUGAGCCCAAUCGACGUAUAUACCUACAAGGUGAACCCGGCAGCGGAAAAUCUACAUUUUCAGCUAAUUUAGUUCAUAACUGGUCCCAUGGAAUCCAGCUAACGUCGGCAACCCCCAGUAAAACUACUGCAUUCGAUGACGUUUCAACAAUUCAAAAAUUCAAGUUCUUAUUUUUCGUCACAUUGAGAGAUUCGAGAGGUCAGGCAGAUGUGACGCAGAUGAUAAAGAAGCAACUUAUUGAUACAACAUUUUCCGAAGACGAACGAGCCGAUGUGUACAAACUUUUCGUACAAAUAAUGAACACUGAAAUCUGCCUCGUAAUACGGGAAGGUCUAGAUGAAUGGGUGUCUCCUGAUGGUAGUAAUCUAGCUGAACCUUCCAUGGCUGAAUUUCAGAACGACACGUGCACGGUACUAACGACAUCUAGACCAUGGAAACUGGCUGAUGAACGUAUCAAGAAUUCGCAAAUCGACAUUCUUUUAGAAAUCGAGGGGAUUACGUAUCAUUUAGUCUGGAAUCAGAGAGGCAGUAGCCAACAAGCAGGAAGGCAUACAGCUUAA
Dreissena polymorpha is the source of this 1749-nucleotide messenger RNA. RefSeq lists its product as uncharacterized. Lineage: Eukaryota; Metazoa; Mollusca; Bivalvia; Myida; Dreissenidae. The record is from RefSeq and is a predicted model, not a curated record. The transcript is spliced from 6 exons. Bases 1 to 1749 code for a protein of 582 amino acids.